Morchella importuna is the source of this 2040-nucleotide messenger RNA. RefSeq lists its product as uncharacterized. The transcript has a single exon. The record is from RefSeq and is a predicted model, not a curated record. Bases 1 to 2040 code for a protein of 679 amino acids. Gene Ontology annotation, molecular function: protein binding. NCBI's taxonomy places the organism in Eukaryota, Fungi, Ascomycota, Pezizomycetes, Pezizales, Morchellaceae.
AUGGCCCCGAAAACAGCUCGCCUCUCAUCAAAAGAUACUUCAUUCUCAGCUUUCUCGCAGCUCACCUACGAGCUCCCACAUUCUCACAUCUACACCUCACAGUUUUAUCCUCGCUCUCUACAAUCCCGCCCAACAACAGUCUCUGAGGUCUUGAUAUGCGCCCAUGAGUCCGGACUUACUAUUUUGUGGCGCGCUAAGGGGACAUCGAAGAAGCCAUCGAAGGACGCGUCUUCAGGGAAACAGAAGGCUAUUGCGCGUGACGACGAUGGUGAUGACAUGAUGAUUCUUGACGGUCCGCCGUCAAAGAAGAACGCGAUCAACGGCGCUGAGACAGAAGAACAGCCGGAGCCGGCGGAUGAGGAGCAGUUUGCAUGUUCAUACACAGUUCAUCUUGGGACACCAGUUCACCAUAUCUCAUUUCCGCCGGCUUCUAUCCUACCUUCAGAUUUAGAAGCCUCACGGGGUGUGGGUGAUGAUGACGAAGAAGACUCGAUGAGCAGGCUCCCGAAUGAUCUCCUCCAGAAGAAUUUCUUGAUAGUGGCCACAUGCGCUGAUCGGUCCGUCCGGCUGAUAACUCUCCCACGAGCGCCCCCAUCAUCAAGCCAGUCUACGAAGAAGCGAGAGCAUGUUAUUGUCCUUGGAACCGGAAUCUAUGGCCACAAAGAAGUACCAAGUGCAGUAUCUGUCACUAUUGUUCCGUCUGCCAACAGCUCCUUCUCCCACGAGAAUUCAGAAAGACGGACCCCUAGCGGAUCCCCUGGUUCCUAUAGCCCACCCCGGCUCGGUACCUCCGAUGCUUGGGAUAUCUUGAUUGCCUCGUCUUCUGCAGAUACAAACGGUCUGAUCCUACUUUGGCGCAUAUCGCUUCAUCCCCCGCCGCGCAAAUCUUCGCUCCCAGUGACUUUCAAAACGCCCUCAAGGCCCAUCAAUGUAUUCCUCCACGCCCCAGCGACCUCUCUCUCAUUCAACACCUCUCCCACGUCAAAGUCACGCCGUCAACACCUUCUGGUCGUGGAUCGUAAAGGUGCAGUAAGAAUUCUCGACACGCGCACGAAAUCCUGGCUCGGCAGCUUCUAUACUUCUUUCUCACGCACCUCGGACCGCCGAAAAAAGAUCCUUGGUGCCGAAUGGCUUACCGGCGGUCGCGGCAUUAUCGUUCUCUGUGAAGAUGGAGAAUGGGGUGUUUGGGACCUUGAAGGCGUUCUCUCAAAGCUCGAUGAAGCAUCCGUGACCGGCUUCUUCAUUGGGGGUGUUGUCGGCGAAACCUGGUACAACAACCGUAAAUCUCACUCCAACCAUUACGACGAAUCUGUCAGCGAGAUUAGCGGCCGAAGCCCAUCCAACCGUGCGAUGAGCGUUAUGUCCGGCGGAACCGGUACUACGAUUCGUAGGCGCCGUGGGAGCAGCGCGAGAGAUAUGACUGGUGGUAUAGGGUUCCUCACUGUCACUGCGAUUCCGGGAAGUAGCUUCUUUUCCAGCACUGCCGUGUUGGACAAGGGGAAGACAACAGCAAUGGGCGGUCUUCAAAUCAACGACGAGACGAUCACAUUUGUGUUUGGCAGUGUAGUUAUGGUGAUCCCGUCUCUGAAGAAAUUCUGGAGAGUCGAGGAGGCCAAAAUGCAGAAGCGCUCCCACAAGUCCGGCACACUCGGGAUGGGGCUCUGGAAUGGGGAGGAUGGCAAAGCGGAGAAGGAGUUCAUUGUGUUAGAGGGGUGGAACUGCGGCGGUGCUACCGUCACUGGUGUCGACGUUAUUCCGCCUGGCCGUACAAAGGACGGCGAGUGGGAUGGCGAUAGUGUGAGCACGCCCGAGGGGAACGUUGCGCGGAUAUUGCUGGGUACAAGCUGCAGGAUUGUCAUCAUGGAUGUUAAGGAGUCGAGCGCUGUGGCAGCGAUCAAGGAUUCAAAGACUCUGGCAGUGGCAGUAGCUAGUGCGACAGGCGCAGCGUCGAACAGGCGUGCUAUCUUGCCAAAGGCGAAUCCGGUACCGGGGACCAGUUCAAAGGGGAAAAGAAAGGUGGGAUUCUUGCAAGACUCAUAG